This is a messenger RNA of Nanorana parkeri, 611 nucleotides long. RefSeq names its product ureidoimidazoline (2-oxo-4-hydroxy-4-carboxy-5-) decarboxylase (gene URAD). Lineage: Eukaryota; Metazoa; Chordata; Amphibia; Anura; Dicroglossidae. Gene Ontology annotation, biological process: allantoin metabolic process. The record is from RefSeq and is a predicted model, not a curated record. Gene Ontology annotation, molecular function: carboxy-lyase activity. The transcript has 2 exons. Bases 58 to 585 code for a protein of 175 amino acids.
UACUGGCCUGCACGUUCUGUAAUCACAUAUCUGUUUUCUCUGUGUUGGACUAUCAGAAUGACUAUGCAGGCUGUAAACGCCAUGAGUUAUGAGGAGUUUUUGGAUGUAUUUGGAAACAUCAUAGAGAAGUGUCCACUUAUAACGGCAGCUGUGUGGUCUAAUCAUCCAUUUUCCAGUGUUAAUGAGAUGGAAGAAUGUGUUUAUGAGUUUAUUGAUUCCCUACCGUCAUCUGGCAAAGAAGGGAUCUUGAGAUGUCACCCUGACCUGGCCGGGAGAGAACUAACAAGUGGAUCACUGACAAUGGAAUCCCAGCAGGAGCAGAGACAAGCUGGUCUCACCUCCCUUACAAGUGGAGAGCGUGAAACACUUGGCCUCCUUAAUUCCCAGUACAAGACGAAGUUUGGAUUUCCCUUUGUUAUAUGUGCUAAAAUGUCAGAUAAAUACAAAAUUAUGGAGGAAUUAUGCUCUCGCCUUCAAAAUGAUCCAUCACAAGAACUUCUAAAAGGAAUUGAAGAGGUUAAGAAGAUUUGUCAUUUGAGGGUACAAGAGUUGAGUAGAAGUGUUGAGCUGACUACGAAGUUGUAAUUUGGGGAAUAUUUUUUGCUUUAUUU